AUGAUUGACGAAGAUAGUACAUUAAAGGUAAAAGGAGACUCGAGAGAUUCGCCUUUUCAACAAUACUCACUUUUUGAUAUUAGCAUCGAUCCUGGACUAAAGGAUGACGAAGGUAACGAAGUCCCAAGACCUUACACAAAAAAUCAGAUGAGGAAGUGGUUAAAAAAAGUUAAAUGGGAAAAUCGUAAAGCGGAAAAACGAGCUAGAGAAAAGGCAAGAGCAAAAGAAAGAAGAAAAGAAGCACGCGAUGCAAAUUUAGACUCUGGUCCUAGUCGAAAAGCAUUAAAAAAAAUGAAAUUAGAGAAAUCAAAGAAAAAUAUUGGAGUAAUCAUAGACCUUAGUUUUGAUCAUUUAAUGAUAGAGAAAGACAGAUAUAAAGUCAUAAAGCAAAUAUUGAGAUGUUAUUCUAUAAACAGGAGGUCAAAUACUCCAUUACAUUUUCAUAUCACUAGUUUUGGAGAGAAAUCAAAAAAUGAUAUAGCAAGACAUAAUGGUUAUGAAAAUUGGGACGUAGAAUUUCAUGAGGAAUCAUAUCUUGACACAUUUCCAAAGAAAAACAUAGUUUAUUUAACAAGUGAAUCAGAGAAUGUAAUUGAGGUUUUUGAAGAAGAUACAUUUUAUGUUAUUGGAGGAUUAGUGGAUCAUAAUAAACAUAAGGGUCUUUGUCACAGGAUAGCUGUGGAACAAGGUAUCAGACAUGCGCAACUUCCUUUAGACAAAUAUGUUAAUAUGAAGACUAGAAAAGUUUUAACAAUAGAUCAUGUAUUCGAGAUCAUACUCAAAGUGUGUGAGGGUGUUUCUUGGCAAGAAACACUAAUGAAGGUUCUACCAGAAAGAAAAGGAGCUCAUAUUUGUGACAAUAAUAAAAAUUCUAUGCCAGAAAUGGAUUCAUGAUACAUAAAGAUUGAAACAUGACAAUUCUAUACAACAUAGUUUGCACUAUUUGAUAUAUACUUAAUAUAGUAUUGAAAAGACAUAUUUAUUAUUAAAUUAUUAUUAUUUUUUAAA
Molecule: messenger RNA, 1008 nt
Organism: Galleria mellonella (greater wax moth)
Lineage: Eukaryota; Metazoa; Arthropoda; Insecta; Lepidoptera; Pyralidae
Product: tRNA methyltransferase 10 homolog A
Exons: 4
Coding region: 1-894 (297 amino acids)
Biological process (GO): tRNA N1-guanine methylation
Cellular component (GO): nucleus; nucleoplasm
Molecular function (GO): tRNA binding
Source: RefSeq, a predicted model, not a curated record